This is a messenger RNA of Octopus sinensis (East Asian common octopus), 2935 nucleotides long. RefSeq names its product protein starmaker-like. The coding region runs from base 345 to 2486 and encodes 713 amino acids. NCBI's taxonomy places the organism in Eukaryota, Metazoa, Mollusca, Cephalopoda, Octopoda, Octopodidae. The record is from RefSeq and is a predicted model, not a curated record. The transcript is spliced from 10 exons.
GCAGAAAUCAGAUAAAAUCCACUUAAAAUUUCAUUACCUUUAACUACAGAAGCAGUUUUAUAUGUGAAUCUAUCUUUUCUUGAGGAAUAUUAUGUUUGAUAGUAAUUUUUGUUGUGAUAUGUCCAGUUUAUUGAGGGGUCAUGACUUGCAGAAAAUACCAAUUCUAUUUUUUGAUGGAUAUUUAAGAUCAUUUCUGGAAUAACAUUGGAAUUCAGUUUCACAGUUAAAGGGUUAACAUUAUGGUUUUUCUUGUUCUUCUUUCUCUUUUCUUUUUUUCCAAUAUUUAGUUCCAUCCACUAUGUUCAAGAAAAGUCCUGUGGCCUAGUGGUUAAGGUGUUGUACUCAUGGCUCCCAGAUCACAGUUUCAAUUCCUGGACCAGGUAAUGAAACUUCUAGAGAAACUCAUACAAAGGGCUGACCAUCUGUUGCGACUGUUGUUGUUUCUGCACGUUUUUUGCACCAUUUGUCAACAGGCUGCAAUUUCACAAUCCAACAUGGUUCGAAAUGUAACUUACAGAAAGAUUCCCACCAAGAAUUUCAGACGUUCCUUUGGCAUCAAUGGAAGCCGUCAUCGUCAAGAGAGGAGGGUGCGCAGUGUUAUUGAGUGCAGCGUAUUUUGCAUGGAAUCACCGAGUUGCACCUUUUUCACCUUUUGGAGGAAGAGGAAAUGUGAGAGGUUCUCCGAUUGGCAAAUGAUUACCACCUCGUCUUCAUGGAAAGAUGUUUCCUACAUACAGACUUACGACUCUUCGUGGUAUAAAGCCUUCUCAUUCAACACCAAUUCCAUGUCUAGCCCUGCUGAUGUAUUCUUUGGCAAACAUAAUCGAAGUCGCCCUCAUUCUGAAUUCUACAGAAGUUCUAUCCUUGAUGUCUGGGAUUCUCUUAAUAUUAAUGAGGUGAAAAUAGUUCUGAGAAAAGCUGAUAAAGAUGUCCUCACCUUGAAGUUUGCAGCCACCAACACCAACAUCAGCAACUGGUUUUCUGGUCCCAAACUAAAAUUUGCUCCUUGGUCUGAUCUACCACCAGACAAUACAACAUACAAGAUGGAUAUUGUCUAUAACAUAACAAGUGAUGUUAAUUCACAUAACAACACUAACCAAGUUGACCAUGGUAACCAAGGUAACAGUACUAACAACAUUGACAACAGUAACCAAGGUAACAGCACUAACCAAGGUGACAACAAUAGAUAUGAUACGAAUAAAGUCAUGGAGAAUGGUAAAGUUGAGGCUAAGAAGGUGCAUGAUGAUGAUAAGGAUAAAGAAAAAUGUAAGGGUGAUGGGAAGGGUAAGGGCGAUUGUAAGGAUAAAGAUGAUAAGGACAAAGACAAGUGUAAGGGUGAAGGGAAGGGGAAGGGCGAUUGUAAGGAUAAAGAUGAUAAGGACAAAGACAAAUGUAAGGGUGAUCGGAAGGGUAAGGGCGAUUGUAAGGAUAAAGAUGAUAAGGACAAAGACAAGUGUAAGGGUGAAGGGAAGGGGAAGGGCGAUUGUAAGGAUAAAGAUGAUAAGGACAAAGACAAGUGUAAGGGUGAAGGGAAGGGGAAGGGCGAUUGUAAGGAUAAAGAUGAUAAGGACAAAGACAAGUGUAAGGGUGAAGGGAAGGGGAAGGGCGAUUGUAAGGAUAAAGAUGAUAAGGACAAAGACAAGUGUAAGGGUGAAGGGAAGGAUGAUAAGGACAAAGACAAGUGUAAGGGUGAAGGGAAGGGGAAGGGCGAUUGUAAGGAUAAAGAUGAUAAGGACAAAGACAAGUGUAAGGGUGAAGGGAAGGGGAAGGGCGAUUGUAAGGAUAAAGAUGAUAAGGACAAAGAGAAAUGUAAGGGUGACGGGAAGGGGAAGGGCGAUUGUAAGGAUAAAGAUGAUAAGGACAAAGACAAAUGUAAGGGUGAUGGGAAGGGUAAGGGCGAUUGUAAGGAUAAAGAUGAUAAGGACAAAGACAAGUGUAAGGGUGAAGGGAAGGGUAAGGGCGACUGUAAGGAUAAAGAUGAUAAGGACAAAGACAAAUGUAAGGGUGAAGGGAAGGGUAAGGGCGACUGUAAGGAUAAAGAUGAUAAGGACAAAGACAAAUGUAAGGGUGAUUGUAAGGAUGAAAAGAAGGACAGUGAUGAUGGUAAAGAUAAGUGCAAGAGCCAAGGAAAAGGCCAGAAUCAGUGCAACAAUACUAGUGAAGGCAACAUCAGUGAUGAAAGCCUCAACAGUAACCAUGGCAAUAACAGUAAGCAAGAAAACAACAGUAACAGCAGCAGCGACAUCAAUUCUGAAGUGAAACCCCUAAGUUUACAUAAAAACAACCCAAGGUGUGCUUUUUGUAUUUUUGUGGAUGAUUUCCGUAUUUGGUUGAUGGUUUCAAACACAAAGCCAAGCAACUGGACCACACUUUCACAUGACAACCAUCACUCAAUCUGGUAUUUAGAAGAAGGCAAAAAAGCUGAUGGCAAUCCUGAAGAUUAUUUGGUAAAAGCUGACAGCAUGACUAUCUAUGUUCAACUUUAGUGAAAUGGUACCUGCUGGAGCUGAUGGAAUGGCAAAUGAAGAAGAUAUGGAGGCCUACCAUUUCUGUCCCCCACCAUUGAACAUUCUCUUUCUCUCUCUCUCUCCAUAUACACACACACACACAUAUAUAUCUUUGCAUACAUGCAUAAAUGGGAAGAUACAAUCUCAUGCAUUUGUGUGUGUAUGUACAUUUGUAUGUAUGUAUAUGUGUGUGGCUUAGAAAGGUCUUUAGCCAUUAUUGACCCAAGCAUCCAUGUCUAAAUGACAGCAUAUGAGUCAUGUGUCAGGACUCAAACAAGGGGUCUGUUAUUCACAAAGACUACCCCAAGUGUCAGUGGUUUGAGGUUGGAUCUAAGAAUAGAUCCAGAACGAUCACAAUACGAUAUAUACCAUAUUAGUCUGUAAUAAACAAGGACAUCUAACAUAUGUUUUGUUACAGUUUAGAUUAU